Molecule: messenger RNA, 1322 nt
Organism: Ilex paraguariensis (yerba mate)
Lineage: Eukaryota; Viridiplantae; Streptophyta; Magnoliopsida; Aquifoliales; Aquifoliaceae
Source: the annotation of a GenBank genome assembly
AUGAAGAGUGCUCAAGAGUUGGAGUUGCCGCCGGGGUUCAGAUUUCAUCCGACGGAUGAGGAGCUGGUGAUGCAUUAUCUCUGCAGGAAGUGCGCUGCACAGAGUAUUGCUGUUCCGAUUAUUGCUGAGAUUGAUCUUUACAAGUUUGAUCCAUGGCAGCUUCCUGGUAUGGCUCUUUAUGGUGAAAAAGAGUGGUACUUUUUCUCCCCAAGGGACCGGAAGUACCCCAAUGGUUCCCGGCCGAAUCGGGCUGCCGGAACCGGAUAUUGGAAGGCUACUGGAGCCGAUAAGCCAAUCGGGAAGCCAAAGGCACUCGGAAUAAAGAAGGCACUUGUGUUCUACGCCGGAAAAGCUCCUAAAGGAGUGAAAACCAAUUGGAUAAUGCACGAGUAUCGCCUAGCCAAUGUGAAUAGGUCAGCUGGAAAGAGAACCAAUAUGAGGUUGGAUGAUUGGGUGUUAUGUCGAUUAUAUAACAAGAAAGGUAUACUGGAGAAACAUUACAAUACGGAACAAAAUACGUCAACGUUAUCGGAAGAGAUAGAAGAACAAAAGCCGAAAAUCUUGUCAUUUGCUCAUAAUGGAAUGACAUUGCCACCACCGAUAAUGGAUGAUUACUUGCAUUUUGACCCGUCGGAGUCAAUACCGAGGUUACACACGGACUCGAGUGGCUCGGAGCAUGUGGUAUCGCCCGAAUUCACGUCUGAGGUCCAAAGUGAGCCCAAAUGGAGUGAGCUGGAGAAGGCCCUUGAUUUUCAGCUGGAUUACAUGGGUGGCUUUGGAGAUGACAUUUUCGCCUCUAGAAUGCAAUAUGGUGACCAACUGUGGCCAAUGGAGGACAUGUUCGUGAACUUGCAGAAGCCAUUCUAGCCGUUCGAUCAAAUCAAUGUCGGCCCAAAAAACAAUUUUAUUACAUAGAUUUCAUUUUCACACCAGAAAUUUGAUGGUGGCACAGCAAAAUCUUUGUCACUCUUCAGGUGGAGGUGACAUUAAUCUUAGGAACUAGAAAAAUAGAUGUAGUCAAGUAUAAUAAUCACCUUGGAAAAACGAAAAAGCAUGAUGGGCUGGAUCAAAUGGGCCAAAUUGGCCUUCACAGACAUAGUCAGAUGGGCUGCAAUUGGGUGUGCUGCCAUGGAGAUUAUGUUCAUACGAAUUGGUCAAUCUAGUGGUAGAGGGUCAAGACUUGGUGAUCAGAGGGGCAGAUUGUAAGAUGUGCCCUAUGUUAAUAUAUGUAUCGCAUGUAGGAUAUUCUUAAUUUUUUAUUUUUUCUUUUGGAGUGUAACAAAAUUAAUUUAUUUUUAUUAUGAAUUGAAUUUUCAGAAGAG